Molecule: messenger RNA, 1275 nt
Organism: Sporothrix brasiliensis 5110
Lineage: Eukaryota; Fungi; Ascomycota; Sordariomycetes; Ophiostomatales; Ophiostomataceae
Exons: 1
Coding region: 1-1275 (424 amino acids)
Source: RefSeq, a predicted model, not a curated record
AUGGCUUCGGCUAGGCCUCCGAGGGGAAAGUCGGUUUAUACCGGGCAAGGGCAGGGCAACGACCGGAGCCGUCUCCGCUACACUCCUGCGGGCCGAAAUAGCACGCAGAGUGCCAACCGCCGCUAUCCAUCGCCCGACAGGCGGCCACGGCUCCGCAGCAGAGGUGCCAGUCCACCUCGUCGCUAUCGGCCAGCCUCGCAUACGCGACAAGACGACUCUGACAAAUCUCGUCGUCGUCGACCCCCGGGUGUCGCUCUUGAACGCGGUCGCGAGACAGGCCGCGAGCCUCGGCAUCCGCCCGAAAGACGCAGCAACAAUGUCCAGCGUGGCGCAUCAAGCACCCUGAAAGGCGUGUCCUCUUUCCUGCAGCGCCUCGGCAUCAUUGACGACGAUCCAUUUGCCGAAAGCGCGGGAGACAAUUAUGAAUACGCCUUCCAACGGCGACCGCCGCACGAUCCCAUCCAGCAGCAUCGCCGCCACCACCACGACAGAGACUCCUCGCCAUAUAGACGCUCGCCAGUUUCUGCGCAUUCGCCUUACAGUCGAAGAGAUGCGUCGCCGCUGUCAGACCACGAUUCUGAUGCUGGGGUGGUGUCAAAACACGACGACGUUCGUGGCCGUGGCCGUGGCCGUGGCCGUGACUAUGACCGCGAUCGAGACCUGAGCCGCGACCGUUACAGCGACCCUUAUGGGAACGAUCGACACGACAGUGAUCGUCACCGUCGCCCCAGCCAGAGGUCAUAUCCCUCCCGCGCACGCUCUGCCGCCGGCCACAACGACGAUCGUAGUCCCAGCCGGUCGCACCGCCGGUCGCUCAAACGCGGCCGGCCGUCCUCGUCGUCCACCUCGUCGUCCUCUUCGGCAUCCAUGGCGUCUUCCACGGCAUCGUCCACAGCGUCGUCAUCGUCCACGUUGUCGUCUUCCGCCUUGUCGUCGACGCGGUCGUCCCCCUCGGAGCCUCCCAUGCCCUCCUCCAAAUGGGAGUCCGCUGCGCGCAACGCCUUGCGUGCGGGCACCAUGGCCGCCCUGACCAAUCACGGCGCGCCCGGCAGCUGGUUCGGCGACAAGGGCUCGCGCGUGGCGACGGCGGCACUGGGUGCGGCGCUGGUGGACACGUACAUGGGCCACCGGCAUCCAGAGAGCCUGAACGGCGUCCGACACAUGGCGAUGCGGCAGGCUGCCGAGUAUGCGAUCAACAGCAUUGUGGCGGAGCCGAUCCUGGAGCGAGCCGCACGGCGGAAGAUGGGGCGGCGAUCGGGAGGAGGGCGAGGAUGA